Molecule: messenger RNA, 779 nt
Organism: Macadamia integrifolia
Lineage: Eukaryota; Viridiplantae; Streptophyta; Magnoliopsida; Proteales; Proteaceae
Product: histone H2A, sperm-like
Exons: 2
Coding region: 139-585 (148 amino acids)
Cellular component (GO): nucleosome
Molecular function (GO): structural constituent of chromatin; DNA binding; protein heterodimerization activity
Source: RefSeq, a predicted model, not a curated record
CACUCCAAGUUUUCAAAUCGAAAUCAGAGAUCGACGAGACUGAAAUUUCCCUCCAUAGGCCCAUCAGAUUCUUGUUUCGUUUUUAUGUUCUCUUCUCUGGGUUGGUGAUCGUUUCCAGUUUUAGAAGCAGAUUCAGAAAUGGAGGGCGGCAAAACCACAAAGGGAGCUGGAGGCAGACGAGGUGGCGGCGCCAGAAAGAAGGCAGUUUCCAAAUCCAUUAAAGCCGGACUGCAAUUCCCGGUGGGUCGUAUUACCCGUUUCUUGAAGAAGGGUCGUUAUGCACAGAGGCUUGGGAUCGGUGCUCCUAUAUAUCUCGCUGCCGUCCUUGAGUAUCUCGCCGCUGAGGUGUUGGAAUUGGCUGGGAAUGCUGCAAGAGAUAACAAGAAGACCAGGAUCAUACCAAGGCAUUUACUGCUAGCUGUGAGGAAUGAUGAGGAGCUUGGGAGAUUGCUUGAUGGGGUUACCAUUGCUAGCGGUGGUGUUCUUCCCAAUAUCCACACUGUUUUGUUGCCCAAGAAGACUGAGAAGAGCGAAAAGAGUGAGAAGGCUUCCCAAGCCAAAUCUCCCAAGAAGGUUGCUGCUUAGAGUUUAGAAGUUUUAAGCCAGUAUAGUUUAGAUAUUAGGCUUUGUAAUCAAAAAUGUAUUUCUUCUGUUAAUGGAAAAUCAGAUCUUUUGCCAAAUCAAAUUUUGGCAUUUUGAACUUGAAAAGUGGCCUUUUCAAGUAGCUCUUGGGUAUGUGGUAAAUAUAAGGUAAUGAUAAAAUGUUUGAUUCAAAGUCA